Priceomyces carsonii is the source of this 1062-nucleotide messenger RNA. Its product is annotated as TFIIH complex serine/threonine-protein kinase subunit. Gene Ontology annotation, cellular component: cytoplasm; transcription factor TFIIK complex; transcription factor TFIIH holo complex. The coding region runs from base 1 to 1062 and encodes 353 amino acids. Lineage: Eukaryota; Fungi; Ascomycota; Pichiomycetes; Serinales; Debaryomycetaceae. Gene Ontology annotation, biological process: protein phosphorylation; positive regulation of transcription by RNA polymerase II. Gene Ontology annotation, molecular function: ATP binding; cyclin-dependent protein serine/threonine kinase activity; RNA polymerase II CTD heptapeptide repeat kinase activity. The transcript has a single exon. The record is from RefSeq and is a predicted model, not a curated record.
AUGGUGAUAUUUGAAAGUUUAUUCGAUGGUAUGAUCACAAUAAAUAAUGAGGCUGGCCAUAGCACCGGCGGUGUCAGAAAUGGAAUUCGAGCUCAAAACAAGUAUUCUAAAGAAAGAAAAGUAGGUGAAGGUACUUAUGCGGUUGUCUACUUAGGGAAGCAACUCACAUCUGGUAGAAGAGUAGCUAUCAAGGAAAUAAAAACAGGUUUGUUCAAAGAUGGCUUAGAUAUGUCAGCCAUAAGAGAGGUAAAGUAUCUACAGGAAUUAAAACAUCAGAAUGUAAUAGAAUUAGUGGAUGUAUACUCUGCCAAUAGUAACCUAAAUUUGAUAUUAGAGUUUUUACCGUAUGACUUGGAGAUGCUAAUCAAAGAUACAUCGGUCGUUUUUAAUGCAUCAGACAUCAAAUCGUGGCUACUUAUGACUUUGAGGGGAAUUCAUCAUUGUCAUAGAUGUUUCAUUUUACAUAGGGAUUUAAAGCCCAAUAAUUUAUUACUAUCUCCAGAUGGACACUUAAAGAUAGCUGAUUUUGGGUUAGCUAGGUCCUUGGGAAACAUGAAUGAAGACUUAUCAUCAAAUGUAGUUACGAGAUGGUAUAGGGCUCCCGAAUUAUUAUUUGGAGCGAAACAUUAUACUGAGGCAAUUGACAUUUGGUCGAUAGGUAUCAUAUUUGCGGAAUUAAUGCUAAGGACUCCGUAUUUGCCUGGCAAGGAUGACAUUGACCAACUAGAUGUUACUUUUAGAGCAUUGGGAACACCUACAGAGCAAAUGUGGCCAAAUGUUUCCAAUCUUCCUUUAUACAAUGCAUUAAGGGUAUAUCCACCACCAUCAAGACAAGAAUUAAGAAACAGAUUCAGUGCAGCCACGGAAACCGCACUAGAUUUGAUGAUAGGAAUGACUCUGCUUGAUCCUAGUAAGCGCUUAAAUCUGACAAAUUGCUUAUUACAUGAAUAUUUCUUAGAGUUGCCUAGGCCAUCUGAACCUGAACAAUUGCCAACCAGGGCACAAUCCAAGAGCAAUAAUACAGAUAAUGAACAACCAAGUCUCAAAAAGAUAAAAGUAUGA